CAUGUUAGUGCUCAUUCACCCAAUGACAGUUAUUAUGACUAGUAAAAAUAAAUAGCCAUUAGGUUAAUUAAACUUCAGGGAAGCUCUGCUAUUAUAACACUAAACCGAUCAUGACCAAAUCACUACUAAGGAUCGUUUAAGCGCUUCCGGGCGGAAACUUUCCGCAGUGAGAGUGUGCCAGUGUUCCAGCGUCUUCCCUGGAAAGAACACACGCCAGUGUAUGAUGUGCGCACUCACUAGCGCUUCAUACCCAGCCGGUGCAUUUCCCAGCGUAACCGGAGUACUCGACAAACGAGCCAAAGAUUUGUCAGCGCGCGCUAACUUGAGAAAAUGAGAAAACAAACCGGAGAGUGAUUGUUCUGCGCUUCUGAACGGACUUAAGUUCUUUUGUUUCGACCGGGCUUCUUGAAUCCUUGUAAACAUGGGGCUACACCGAAAUGAAACGGUAAUUUGGACAGAGGGGCAUAUGGACACGAACCAAACGACCGACACUCUUGGUCCGGAGGCAGUAAUUGUGCCCAUCAUAUUUGGAUGUAUAUUUUUCUUGGGAAUCAUUGGAAACACUCUAGUGAUGGUUGUCAUUGGGAAAAUAAAGUCGAGGCGCUCGAGAAGUACCACUAACAUUUUCAUCCUAAAUCUCAGUAUAGCAGAUUUAUCUUUCCUCUUGUUUUGCGUCCCGUUUCAGGCCACCAUAUACUCUCUUCCCGAGUGGAUCUUCGGGGCGUUUCUGUGUAAAUCUGUGCACUAUUUUUUCACUGUCAGCAUGCUGGUGAGCAUUUUCACGCUUGUGGCCAUGUCUGUGGACAGGUACAUUGCUGUCGUGCUCUCCAAAAAGUCCCCGUGUAUUCGUAACCGGAGGAAUGCGCUCACUGGCGUCUGUGCCAUUUGGAUGCUUUCCUUUAUCUUUGCUGUCCCGGUUGCGCAGCACCAAAUUUUGCUGGAUUUCUCAGAGGCUCCCAAUAGGACGUUCUGCUGGGAGUUUUGGACUGAACGGGUGGCCAAGCACACUUAUAAAGUGACCAUUCUCGUGAUAGGGUAUCUGUUACCGCUGGUUUUGAUCACAUGCUGUUAUGCCAAGGUGUUGUAUCAUCUUCAUAAAAAAAUGAAAAAUAUGUCCAAGAAGUCUGAACUGUCAAAGCGAAAGACGGCUCAGACGGUGUUGUUGGUUGUCGCUGCAUUCCUCAUCUGCUGGAUGCCGCACCACAUUAUCGCUAUGUGGGUGGAGUUCGGCCACUUUCCCUUGAAUGAUGCAUCCUUUGUAUUUCGCAUCAUUUCUCAUUGCCUGGCCUAUGGAAACUCCUGUGUCAACCCCAUUCUUUACGCUUUCCUGUCUGAAAACUUCAGAAAAGCCUGCAAGCAGGUCUUCACAUGCCGCUUUUUUAACUCUCCUCCGCCUGUGGAAAAAGUGGUGCGCAUUCGCAUGGAGAACUUCUCCAUGACACAUUCCACUACUAACAUGUGACUCGAAACAUUUUAGAGAUAUCAGCACUGUUUAAAAACUGGAGAUAUCAGCACUGUUUAAAAACAUUUGUGGUGUCGUUUCUGGUUCAUGGCAUAGUGCAUGGAUCACAUUCAAGAAGGUUAAGAAGUUACCUUGAGAAGUAAAAAUCCUAUUUAAUAUCUUAAUCCAUGUACAUCAAAGGCAUUUGCUUAUAAAAAAAAAAAGUGUAAACUAUUUAAGUGUAAAUAGUGUUUGUCAUUGAAAUGUUGUAUUACGUUUUUAUGUACUGUUUAAUGUGUAUUUAAUGUUAUUGAAAAUAAUAAAAACAUAUAGACAGUAAUUUAAAAAUAUAAUUUUAACAGUUUUUGAAUAUGUUUGAAAGAAUCACUAUAAAAGAACAUGGAUGUGUUUGUUAAUGAACUGUGCUGUCUGAACAGCUUUUUGCAUAGUGUUUAUGUUGUAUUUGACAAACACUUUCGGUCUCAAUAUAAGCAUGCCAUAAACCUCAAUAUUUACUUGUAUGCUGUAAUUAUGUAUUCAGUGACAUUGGUUUAUGUCCAGUCUCAUGGUUAAAUAUCCAUUAUAAAAAAGAAAAUAUUAUUGAAGGUUUCCCCAAAAGAAUUCAAAUAAUAAUAAAAAAAUAUCUAA
Messenger RNA from Megalobrama amblycephala (Wuchang bream), 2089 nucleotides. RefSeq names its product galanin receptor 1b (gene galr1b). The record is from RefSeq and is a predicted model, not a curated record. Gene Ontology annotation, cellular component: membrane. The transcript has 3 exons. Gene Ontology annotation, biological process: G protein-coupled receptor signaling pathway. Bases 422 to 1462 code for a protein of 346 amino acids. Gene Ontology annotation, molecular function: G protein-coupled receptor activity. NCBI's taxonomy places the organism in Eukaryota, Metazoa, Chordata, Actinopteri, Cypriniformes, Xenocyprididae.